GUUUGUUUACAAAUUGAAUUGAACUUUGAUUGCGACUUUUGUUAAUUGUGUCACAAUUUAAAUGGAUGAAAGUGAUUUAGUUAAUGAUCUGUUUAAAACCAUAUUAGAAAAUCCAUCUGCUUUCAUUGUGGACCAACAGAAAGAUGCUCCUGAAUUGUUGUACAACCAAAGACUUGAAAUAUUAUCUCAAUUGUAUGAGGAAAAAAAAUUGUCAUUUCUGAUUAGAUACAAUCAAUUUCUUUCCAAAUCUCAACUUGAAUUUAUUCGUGAUUCAUUAUCUCACCUGGACAAGGACGAUGAAAUUCUCUAUUAUCUAGAGAAAUUAAUUCCAAGUAAAAAUGUUAACCUGAUCAAACAGCGGCGAUAUUCAGCUUUACAAUCACUGAUUGAGGAAGGAAAAUAUUUCAACGAUAAUAAUAUGAGAGAGAGAAAUCCUCAUCUCUAUGAACAAAUGAUUGGAAGAUAUUUGUCCUCGAAGGAAUUAAGUAGCAUCGAAGACCAGGAUCGAGAAGAAAGUGAAAUACAACGACCAUUGUCAACUUUUCUCCUUCGACAAAUGGACAAAAAUCGCCAAGAAGAAUCAAGGCUUGAACAGAGAACCGAAGAUGGAGAUGAUCAGAGUAAUGAUGACGACGGUUUUUUCAAGAGAAUUCAAAGUUACAAUAGAAAAGAAGAUGGACAAAUUCAAGAAGAAGAGGAAGAAGAGGAAGAGGAAGACAGUGAUGACGAAACUAAAGAAACCAAACAAUCACAGAGAGAAGAAGACGAAGAGAGGAAAGAAUUACUGAGAAAAGAAUUUACCAAUUUAAUGUAUGAAUCUUUUCUCGCCGGUAAAGAUGAUAAAUUCGAUUAUGGAACAGUUGAUUCAAAUUCUAAAUAUGAUCCAAUCAAUUUGAUAAAUCGCGAUGCUGAAGAUUCUUGGUUCGAUUCAGAGGAACCAGAUUAAUGACGAUUCCAUAAAACCAGAGAGAGAGAGAGAGAAAGAGAGAUGAACAGAAAAUGGACAAAAGUGAAUUUUUGUAAAAUAUCAUUUAAAUUGAUACAAAUGAUUUUUCUGAUAACAAUGAAAAACGAAUCUACAACAUAACUAAUUGAAUCGAAUUGAAUUACAAAACCUUAA
Messenger RNA from Panonychus citri (citrus red mite), 1120 nucleotides. RefSeq names its product coiled-coil domain-containing protein 97-like. The coding region runs from base 62 to 946 and encodes 294 amino acids. The transcript has a single exon. The record is from RefSeq and is a predicted model, not a curated record. NCBI's taxonomy places the organism in Eukaryota, Metazoa, Arthropoda, Arachnida, Trombidiformes, Tetranychidae.